Molecule: messenger RNA, 1719 nt
Organism: Meira miltonrushii
Lineage: Eukaryota; Fungi; Basidiomycota; Exobasidiomycetes; Exobasidiales; Brachybasidiaceae
Product: MFS general substrate transporter
Exons: 1
Biological process (GO): transmembrane transport
Molecular function (GO): transmembrane transporter activity
Source: RefSeq, a predicted model, not a curated record
AUGGAGAAAGCGCCUCUCCCUUCCACAAGAGAGGUGCCGACAACGAUAAGUGGAAUAGCAUCAGAAACGAUUGAACAAUUCGCCGCUCACCUUUCAGAUAGGUCAUUGGCAAUGCUGUUCAUGUUCAUAGUGGCGUGGGGAGCGGUACUUUCACUCGAUCGACUGACGACUUACUCUUAUCAGACCAUUGCCACAAAUUCUUUCUCUCAUCACUCUUCGCUAGCCGAAGUGAAUGUGAUACGAUCUGUGGUGGCAGCUGUAGCAGCAUUGCCGUUCGCAACCAUUGCUGAUUUAGGAGGUCGUGCCCAAGCUUUUACACUUGGUCUCUUAUUGUAUGCUGCUGGUCAUGCUGCAAUGGCAGGAAGUACGACAAUUCCUGCAUAUAUUGGAGGAGUGGUGUUGUACGAAUCUGGAGCGAAUGGACUGAUAUGUUUACAAGCAACUGUUUUGGCCGAUAUGACAAGUUCGCGCAAUCGACUAUUCUUUCAAAUCGUUCCACAAAUGCCAUUCUUGGUAUUCAGCUUCAUAAGUAGUGACAUCUAUUCGGCAAUCUUACCUAGGUGGAGAUGGGGUAUUGGCAUGUUUGCCAUCCUUGGACCAGCAGCGCUUCUUCCUGUUAUUGCAAUCUUGGGACAUUCUCAACACAAGACUCGGGCAAACAACGUCGCAGCUAAUCGAUCAAACAUUCAAUCUGCCUCGCAAAACGCUCGAAGGGCUAGCUUACAGCAGACUGAAUCGUCUUUGACGUAUGGUUUGCUGAUGAUCAAGCACGUUUGGCAGACAUCUGAUGUUCUUGGUUUACUGUUACUGGUUGCUGCGCUCUGUCUGACUCUGAUCCCGCUCACUCUAGCAGCCUCUGCACCGAAUCAAUGGGAGACACCAAGGAUCAUUGGAAUGAUUUGUUCCGGUGUGGUAGCAUUAGGAUUGUUUGGCGUGUGGGAGUUAAAGAUUGCAAAGAAUGCGCUCAUACCACGAGUAUUGCUGCAAAAUCGUACGUUCUGGGGAGGUGCUUUAGGUUUGACAGGAUUAUGGGCAUCGCAUGCUUUGAUGUUGGCUUAUUUCCCGACUUAUCUGUACGUUGUGCAUGGUGUAUCAAAUCGAGCUCAACAAAACUUUUCAGUGAUUUACAGUUUCACUGUUGCAGCAGCAUCGUUACCGAUUGCCAUGAUGGUAAGACAUUCAAGACGAUUCAAGAUUUUCACCAUUGUGGGCGUUAUCGUUUUCACUGCUGGUUUGGGAAUGAUGAUCGGUUAUAAAGGCACGGCAGACUCAAAUUUUGAGCUGGCAGCAUCUCAAGUGGUGAUUGGAUUGGGUGGUGCUUUGACGAUUGCGGUAAUUCAAGCAGCCGUUCAAGUGUCCGUCGUUCCAGCGUAUGUUGCUCAAUCGAUUGCCGCUUUGAACAUCUUCCCAUGCAUCGGAAACGCAAUCGGAGCUGCUGUUUCAGGUGCUCUGUGGACGGGCUUAUUGCCAGGAAAGUUGGCCAGAAAUCUGGGACCAACAGGACAUAUGAACGAAUUGCCAACAAUUUUUGCCGAACCUUUGACUUGGAUUGAGAGCCAUGGAUUGGGAUCUAAUACAAGGACAGCGGUAGUCAAUGCCUACUCAUCAACAUGGCGUGUGAUGAUGAUCGUUGCUACAUUGAUCAGCGCAGUGAGUUUACUGCCAAUCCUGUACACGGAGAACCUUCGUUUGAAUGACUCAUUGAGCGCGGAGGAGGCU